GAACGACUCCUAAGAGAUCAUAAUGGAUAAUAUAGGGUCUGUUCGUUUUCUCUGCACUAUUGAACUAGUGCAAUAAGUUAGAGUGAAAGAAAAUAUAUUUGUUUCAAUCUAACUUAUUGCACUAAUUCAGUAGUGCAGCGAAAACAAACAGACCCAUAGUUCCGGUUCGCGGUUCAGAAUAAUGGAUAAUAUUGAGUUACGAAAGCGUUUGAUGUCUCUGCUGGCUAUAAUAAUCAGUGACCAAUUUUUGAAGUCCAUUGAAAAUAUUACAGAUAAUAGUGAUACAGAGGAUGAAAAAAGUACUAUUUGGCUGGGAAAACAUCGUCACAGAUUACAUGGUGCAUGCAAGAAACCAUUGCGCAUUAAAGGUUAUGUUGAAAGAACCAUUCAAGGCCUAAGUGAGAAGCAAUUUCAUCCACUAUUCCAGUUCGCAAGCAGUUACUAUCCACAUUAUGGCUUCUUGCUACUCCUGAUUCUUAUAGAUCUGUAGGUGAGCGAUUCGAUAUAGGAAAAUCAUCUGCAAAUGAUUCCUUUAUGAGAGUUGUUGAAGCCCUAAAUGACAUUGCUGAAGACGUCAUUGUCUAGCCCCGAGAAGACCGAUGUAUUGCUGUUAGUGAGAAGUUUCAGCGCAUUGGGAGGCUACCAUAUGUAAUAGGAGCUAUAGAUGAAACAAAUAUACCAAUUAAAGCUCCAAAGGUGGACGCACGUUUUUAUAUAAGUAAAGACAAGGAAUACGCAAUAACAUUGCAAGCAGUGUGUGAUGCAGAACUUCGAUUCUUAUAUUGUUUUGCUGGAUUUGCUGGAUCAGUGGGAGAUCGACGUGUCCUUCGAAAUUCAGAUCUGUGGAAGGAAAUAAAUGCAAAUAGAGCAUCUUACUUUGUGGAUCAAGAUUAUAUAAUUGGAGACAAAGCUUAUCCUUGUCUUUCAUGGUUGAUACCACCAUUCGUUAAUUUAGGCCAACUCACAGAAAUAAGAAAUUCAAAAUAGAGAUGGACUGUAUGUAUUCA
Odontomachus brunneus is the source of this 1007-nucleotide messenger RNA. RefSeq lists its product as uncharacterized. The record is from RefSeq and is a predicted model, not a curated record. The transcript is spliced from 4 exons. Bases 182 to 490 code for a protein of 102 amino acids. Lineage: Eukaryota; Metazoa; Arthropoda; Insecta; Hymenoptera; Formicidae.